Molecule: messenger RNA, 2172 nt
Organism: Erigeron canadensis
Lineage: Eukaryota; Viridiplantae; Streptophyta; Magnoliopsida; Asterales; Asteraceae
Product: probable indole-3-acetic acid-amido synthetase GH3.1
Exons: 3
Coding region: 95-1888 (597 amino acids)
Cellular component (GO): cytoplasm
Molecular function (GO): acid-amino acid ligase activity
Source: RefSeq, a predicted model, not a curated record
ACAAACUUUUUCUUCAAUUCCUUCUUUCUUUCUAUUGUCUAUACAUACACCAAUAUAUAUAUAUAAAUACAUAUACGUAAACAAAUAAACAACAAUGGCAGUUGAUGCUUUAUGCUCUCCAUUGGGACCUCCAGCAUGCGAAAAAGAUGCCAAGGCACUUCAAUUUAUUGAAGAAAUGACACGAAAUGCUGAUGCUGUUCAAGAAAAUGUAUUGGAAGAAAUUUUAACUCGAAAUGCCGAAACCGAAUAUCUUGGCUUAUACAAUCUUAAUGGUGCUACUGAUCGUGAUUCUUUUAAGUCCAAGAUUCCUAUGGUUACUUAUGAGGAUCUUCAGCCUAUUAUUAACCGUAUCGCAAAUGGCGAUCGCUCUCCAAUUCUUUCGUCACACCCAAUUUCUGAAUUUCUCACCAGCUCGGGUACGUCAGCUGGUGAACGCAAACUAAUGCCCACAAUUCGCGAAGAGUUGGAUCGACGCCAACUACUUUACAGCUUGCUAAUGCCAGUUAUGAAUUUGUACAUGCCUGGAUUAGACAAAGGAAAGGGACUAUACUUUUUGUUUGUCAAGUCGGAAACAAAGACUCCUGGUGGGCUAAUGGCCCGACCCGUAUUGACAAGUUACUACAAAAGUGAUCAUUUCAAGACACGGGCCUUUGACCCGUAUAAUGUGUACACCAGCCCGAAUGAGGCUAUUCUCUGCCCCGAUUCUUUUCAAAGCAUGUAUUCUCAAAUGCUUUGUGGGCUUUAUGAGCGUGAACAAGUGCUUCGUCUUGGUGCAAUUUUUGCUUCCGGUUUACUUCGUGCCAUACGGUUCCUCCAGCUUAACUGGAAGGAACUUGCCCAUGAUAUCCGAACCGGAACACUUAACUCAAAGAUAUCUGACUCGGAUAUCAGAAGGUGCAUGUCACAAGUGAUUAGACCCAACUUGGAGCUCGCGGAUUUUAUUGAAUCCGAGUGCUCCAAAGAUGAUUGGGAAAGAAUUAUUACACGAAUUUGGCCUAACACGAAAUAUCUAGAAGUGAUCGUUACAGGGGCAAUGGCACAGUACAUUCCGACUCUUGAUUAUUAUAGUGGCGGAUUACCUAAAGUUUGCACCAUGUAUGCGUCAUCCGAGUGUUACUUCGGGCUCAAUCUUAACCCGAUGUCAAAACCUUCUGAAGUUUCCUACACCAUCAUGCCUAACAUGGCGUAUUUUGAGUUUCUCCCACAUGAUCCCCACUCCAAUUCCACCACUGGGGCGACCAGUGACAAACUGGUCGACCUAGUGGAUGUAGAAGUAGGAAAGGAAUACGAGUUAGUAAUCACCACUUAUGCAGGCCUGUGCCGGUACAGAGUGGGUGACAUCCUAAGAGUCACCGGGUUCCACAACUCUGCCCCGCAGUUCCAUUUUGUCAGAAGAAAAAAUGUACUACUUAGUAUCGACUCUGACAAAACAGAUGAGGCAGAGUUACAAACCGCGGUAGAGAAUGCUUCUACAGUUUUGAAGAAAUUCAAUACUAGUGUAGUGGAGUAUACAAGCUACGCGGAUACUAAAACAAUCCCGGGCCAUUAUGUCAUUUAUUGGGAGCUACUAGUUAAAGACUCGGCUAAUUCACCAACAGAUGAAACUCUCGAAAAAUGUUGCUUAGCAAUGGAAGAGUCCUUGAAUUCGGUCUAUAGACAGGGUCGGGUCGAGUGCAAUUCAAUCGGGCCAUUGGAGAUCCGAGUAGUGAAAAAUGGUACAUUUGAAGAACUAAUGGAUUAUGCAAUAUCUAGAGGUGCAUCAAUCAAUCAAUACAAAGUUCCAAGGUGUGUAAACUUCACACCAAUCAUGGAACUGCUUGACUCCAGAGUGGUGUCAUCUCAUUUUAGUCAAAGUUUGCCUCAUUGGACACCCGAACGACGUCGUUGAACAGGUGAUUGUUUAGUUGUCACACGAAACCGACCAUUUGGAAGUCAAAUGUAAGAAAGAUUCGUUCAUGUAGGAUUUUCUUUUUAUAACAUUUUGUGUGGGUGAUUUUGAAUAAUUAAAUCACUUAUGGGUAUAGUUUAAUUAGGUGAUUAAGAUGGGUUUGAAGAAGAAAAAAAAACAGGUUUUUUUUGUAUGUUUUUUCAUAAAUAAAAACCUGUAUGUAUCCGUCUACUUGUGUAGUUCUUUUUUACUUGAGGAAUUAAAACUCUUGUUUCGUGACGAAA